Bombus terrestris (buff-tailed bumblebee) is the source of this 2274-nucleotide messenger RNA. Its product is annotated as dystrotelin. The coding region runs from base 164 to 2077 and encodes 637 amino acids. The record is from RefSeq and is a predicted model, not a curated record. Gene Ontology annotation, cellular component: plasma membrane. The transcript has 11 exons. NCBI's taxonomy places the organism in Eukaryota, Metazoa, Arthropoda, Insecta, Hymenoptera, Apidae. Gene Ontology annotation, biological process: synaptic signaling. Gene Ontology annotation, molecular function: zinc ion binding.
GUCAAGGUGCUUUAAAUCAGCUACCUUUAAAACUAUGCUCUCUAUAGUCUUUAUUAUUCAUGAUUAAUUUGUGAGAAUAUUUUGUUUACAUGUACCACUAUUUAAAUUAUAAAGUUGCGAGGGAUGAAAGGAAGUAAUCUGUUACUAUUUUAAAUAUUUAAAAAUGCAAAAUAUUAUACAAUCUAUAGAGCAAUGUAAUGUUAUCCGUUAUACAUCGUAUAGAACUGCAGCAAAAAUGCAAAUUUUACAUAAGGAACUUAAUAUGCAAUAUGUUCAACUAGAAUUAAUUGCUGGAGUCUUUGAACGCCAUAGACUUUCAAUUACAGAAAAUUGUGUAAAUUUAGACCCAAGUGAAAUUGAAGAUGUUCUUUCUGAUAUUUAUUUCGCAGCAUGCAAAGAAAAUAAUACUAAUUUUGAUAUUGAUCUUGUAACAAAACUGGCAUUGAAUUAUAUUUUAACUACAUAUGACAAACAAUGUGCUAGGACUGUUUCUGUAUUUUCUGUGAAAGUUGCUUUAAUACUAAUUAGUUCUGGGAGAUUACAAGAGAAGUAUGGAUAUCUUUAUCAACAAUUAGCUGAUCAUAAUGCAUGCUUAUCCAAAGCUAGUUUACAUACAUUGUUGAUGAAUAUUUGUAAAAUUACGGAAAUGCUUGGAGAAAGUGCAGCAUAUGGACCUCAAAAUAUUCAAUCGCAUAUUGAUAAAUGUUUUUCAAAGUCUCAAGGAUGUCUUGGAGUUACUGAAUCAGAGUUUGCAACGUGGAUUAUGCAAGAACCUCCCUUGUUUGUUUGGAUAACAACAUUUAAUCGCAUAAAGUCUGCAGAAAAGAUCAUACAUAAUGUUAGAUGCUCAUAUUGUAAAACAACUCCAAUCCAAGGACCACGUUAUACAUGUCUAAAAUGUGCAACAUAUCAUCAAUGUCAACAUUGUUUCUUAUAUGACAAAAUAUCUGGAAAGCAUAAAUUGAAGCAUCCAGUUCGUGAAUUUUGUACCAAGACUUCUAAUCGAGAAUUAACAAAAUUAGUUAUUGAAUUAAUAAGAAACAAAUUGAGAUUAUGUCCUGCUAGAUCCAUCGAGUUAAAUAUUGAUGAUCAAAUCCCACAUAUAAGUAAUGAAAUAACACAUACGGAUUGUGAAUCAGUAAGAAGUACAAUGAAAAGACGAGUUUUAAAUGAUCCCCAAAAAGAACUACAAAGUAUAAUUACUCAUUUGGAAGAAGAAAAUAAACAAUUACAAAUUGAGUUACUUGAUAUACAGGGCACUAAAGCGGAAAGACUUCAGCGUCAUAGAGUUACAAUCGAAUCGCAAUUACAACGUCUAAAGCUAUUAAAAAAAUGUUUGUUUACUGAUAGAAUUUGUAUGCCUCGAGUAAUUAAUUAUAUGCAAAGUACACCAAUGGUUCCGCCUCUUCCAUCAAAAUUAACACCUUUGCCUAUAAAUUUUGAAUUGAGUCCAAUUAUUCGACAAGAAAAUGUAGAACAAAUUUCAAAUGUAAAUGAUACAGAUAUAUUACAAUCAAAUGAUUUUAAUCCAACUGGAGAUUAUAUCAAUAAACAAAAUCACGAUGUUAUUAUUGAUUCUGCAGAAGCAUCUACAAGCUUAGGAUUCAGUAAUGUAUUGGAACCUACUCAAAUAGAAUUAAGUACAUGGAUCGGAGGUACAAAGAAAUUAGAAAUGAACCCAUCCGAUAGUGGUUUUUCUCAAUGGUUGGGUUCUAACAAUUCGGAUAGUAAAGAAGAAAAAUAUCCAAUGAAAACUAUGACAACUAACACUGAAAAUGAAUCGUCUUUACCAAUAUCUGAUUCUCUUAUAGUUAUUCACAGAGAUAAUACACCAUCAUCUUUACAAAGACCUGAUAAACAUUCACAACAUAGUAGUUUGCAAAAUAUUCAAGGCGAUCUAAAUGACAUACUAGAUAGAUUACAGAAUAUGGUUACAGACGAUCGUUUACUUGACGAUUCCUAUGUUGCUAGUGACAAUUGCAAAUUGAAACGUGCUACCACAGAAAUGGAAGAUUUAUUAACGGGACUUAUUCAAGGUAUGGAAUCCCGCAAAAGUAAGCUUACUACUAUUGUGUAGUAAAUUUAUUAAUUACAAUUAUUAUUUUCUGAAAUCUCAUCGUAAAUAAUUACACAAUAUAUAUUUCCGUCCAUAAUUAUUAAGUAAUUAUAAGGUGUUGAUAUUAAUUAUAAUAAAAUAUGUAGUGUAAAUGUAAUAUGUAAAAAUAAUGUACAAUUAUGGCAACAUUAAAGUAACUUUUUACAAAAAUUAAAAAA